AUGUCUCUCUUACUUACUUUACCAUUACUGUUUAUACAGUUUUUACUUACUAACUGUGAUAAUUUACCAUUCAAUACUUCGAAUUGUUCUCUAUCAUUUAUUAUUCUAGCCAAUUAUCAAUCAAAUAUAAUUCCAACUAAAUUUCCUAUUGAAUUUAUUGCUAAUUAUAAUUUAACAUGUAACAUUCCAAAUUUAACAGCUUAUUAUAAAAUAAUACCUUUAGACAUUCUUAUUAUUGGUUCUUAUGAAGCCGAAAAUGAAUCUAUCAAAUCGAUGAUUGAAUUAUAUACAAAAACAUUUUAUUUUAAAAUAAAUCAACCAUCAACAAUUCGAUUAUGUGUUUUAUCAUCUAAUAAUGAUGAUGAUGUUGAUGAUAAUGAUUAUCAAAUAUGUAGACAAAUUCAUAUUGGUAUUAAUACUUUAUAUAACCUUUGGAAUUUACCAAUGAAAGUAUUUUAUAUUCUUUUAAUAUCUUCGGUGGGAAGUUAUCAUGUUUUAUUUUUUCUACGAGAAAGAUGGCGUAAAGGUUGGAAACCAUCGAAACCAACACGUCCAGUUAUAAAACGAGCAUCAAUCAGCGAAACAAAACAUGACACAUUUGAAAAUGAAAAAGUUAAUGAAGAAAAUAUGUCAGGUGAAGAAGAUGAAGUAUAG
Messenger RNA from Rotaria sp. Silwood1, 654 nucleotides. Lineage: Eukaryota; Metazoa; Rotifera; Eurotatoria; Philodinida; Philodinidae. The record is from the annotation of a GenBank genome assembly.